Messenger RNA from Nothobranchius furzeri (turquoise killifish), 4322 nucleotides. Its product is annotated as trichohyalin-like. The record is from RefSeq and is a predicted model, not a curated record. NCBI's taxonomy places the organism in Eukaryota, Metazoa, Chordata, Actinopteri, Cyprinodontiformes, Nothobranchiidae.
AUGUGCGGGUGGUUCAGGCGGCUGACUGCACCGCAGCGUGUCACUCAGGUGGAAGAGCCCCAGACAGAACAAUUACUCAGCGCUCUGAGGAAGCUGUCCCGGUGCAGAGUGAAGGGAUUAGCGCGUUCAGAAGAUUUUGAACAGAAAUUUAGAGAAGAAAGAGAUUCUCACUUACAAACAAGAGAAGUGAACCAGGAACUCAUUGAGCGUCUGAAAGCUGAUAACGGGGCUCUCCUAGCACAGAUGGAUGAGACGAAGACAGCUCUGGAAGAAAUGAAAGUUUCUCACCAGAAACUCUUAGAAAAAUAUAAUAAGGAUGUUCUUUCCACCCAAGAAAUGAUUGAACAUCUUGAAAUUGAGCUAGAGGAUGAAAAGGAGGCUCACCAAAUGACCAUAUCUCAGAUGCAAGCAAACAUCCCUGAGAAAAACAAACAGGAAGAACCAAAUAAAGAUCUCUUGAAAAAAAUACGCAUUUCACAUCAAGAGCACAUGUUUGAAGACAAACUUCUUUAUGCCAAACAAAAAGCAGAACAUUUUGAAAAAGCAUUUCAAAAGGAAUUUCAAGAACAUCAAAUUACUAAGACUAAACUGGAGGAUUUAAGCAGUAAAAUGACCCAACAGUGUGUUGCCCAGCAAACCAGUUUUCAAGAGACCGAGCCACAACUAGGACAGGCAGAAGGAUUUGAAAACGAAAUUAAGAAACAAAUCCAGCCACACGAACAGACAAAGACUAAGUGUGAGGAUUUAGACAGUACGGUGUGCGAACAGUGUGUUUGGCAUGAGCAGCGUUUCAUUCGCUUAGAGAAGGAAAUGCGCCAAAAACAUUUAGAAGAGCGAAACGUUUUAUUAGAUGAAACACAAAGAUGUGAAAGUGAGCUUAUUUUCGCCAAAGGACAGGUAGAAGGAUUAGAAAAGGAACUUGAAAAGCAAAUCCAGGCGCACGAACAGACAAAGACUAAGCUGGAAGAUUUGAGCAGUGAGAUGACUCAUGAGUUUGUUCGCCAACAGAAGGGUUUCAAACUCAGAGAGAAGGAAAUGCGCGAAAAACUUUUGGAAGAACAAAACGUUUUGUUGGAUGAAAAACAAAGAUGUGAAAAUGAGCUUAUUUUAGCCAAAAGACAGGUAGAAGAAAUUGAAAACGAACUUAAGAAAGAAAUCCAGGCACACGAACAGACAAAGACUAAGUGUGAGGAUUUAGACAGUACGGUGUGCAAACAGUGUGUUUGGCAUGAUCAGCGUUUCAUUCGCUUAGAGAAGGAAAUGCGCCAAAAACGUUUAGAAGAGCGAAACGUUUUAUUAGAUGAAACACAAAGAUGUGAAAGUGAGCUUAUUAUCGCCAAAGGACAGGUAGAAGGAUUAGAAAAGGAACUUGAAAAGCAAAUCCAGGCGCACGAACAGACAAAGACUAAGCUGGAAGAUUUGAGCAGUGAGAUGACUCAUGAGUUUGUUCGCCAACAGAAGGGUUUCAAACUCAGAGAGAAGGAAAUGCGCGAAAAACUUUUGGAAGAACAAAACGUUUUGUUGGAUGAAAAACAAAGAUGUGAAAAUGAGCUUAUUUUAGCCAAAAGACAGGUAGAAGAAAUUGAAAACGAACUUAAGAAAGAAAUCCAGGCACACGAACAGACAAAGACUAAGUGUAAGGAUUUAGACAGUACGGAGUGCAAACAGUGUGUUUGGCAUGAUCAGCGUUUCAUUCGCUUAGAGAAGGAAAUGCGCCAAAAACGUUUAGAAGAGCGAAACCUUUUAUUAGAUGAAAAAAAAAGAUGUGAACGUGAGCUUGUUUUAGCCAAAGGACAGGUAGAAGGAUUAGAAAACGAACUUAAGAAAGAAAUCCAGGCACACGAACAGACAAAGACUAAGCUGGAAGAUUUGAGCAGUGAGAUGACUCAUGAGUUUGUUCGCCAAGAGAAGCGUUUCAAACUCAGAGAGAAGGAAAUGCGCGAAAAACUUUUGGAAGAACAAAACGUUUUGUUGGAUGAAGUCAAACAAAGACAUGAAAGUGAGAUUAUUUCUGCCAAAGGACAGGUAGAAGGAUUAGAAAAGGAACUUGAAAAGCAAAUCCAGGCUCACGAACAGACAAAGACUAAGCUGGAAGAUUUGAGCAGUGAGAUGACUCAUGAGUUUUUUCGCCAAGAGAAGCGUUUCAAACUCAGAGAGAAGGAAAUGCGCGAAAAGCUUUUGGAAGAACAAAACGUUUUGUUAGAUGAAGUCAAACAAAGACAUGAAAGUGAGAUUAUUUCUGCCAAAGGACAGGUAGCAGGAUUAGAAAAGGAACUUGAAAAGCAAAUCCAGGCUCACGAACAGACAAAGAUUAAGUUGGAGAAUUUGAGCAGUGAGAUGACUCAUGAGUUUGUUCGCCAAGAGAAGCGUUACAAACUCAGAGAGAAGGAAAUGCGCGAAAAGCUUUUGGAAGAACAAAACCGUUUGCAAGUAUGCAACGCUUCAUUAGAGGAAAUGAAACGAAGAUAUGAAAAUGACAUUCUUUCUGCUAGACAACACGUUACAACUUCACAAGGAAAUGGACGAUCACAAAAGACAAAAUGUCAGAUUCAAUAAGACAGUUCAGAGAUGGAGACAUUAGUCCAGCAAAUGAUGAAGAAAAUGAAACAAAUUUAUAGAAAACGUGGAGAAAUGAAGACUUUCAAUGAAGAAAUGAAAACAAAAUGUAGAUCAGAAGAUUUUUCUGCCAAAGGCAACGACUGCAGAAGUGACAGAAGGACUUAGCUGAGAGACAUCUCCAUAAACAAUCACAGGAGGUGUCUCUGCAGCGAGAAUCCUUGAAGGAAACAGACUCAGUUACAAAAGUCUCUAGAAGGUUGAUGGUGAGGACUAGCCCACCAUCUUUAAAAUUAAACUAUUACUUAGAGUUUACAGAAAAAUGGAUUAUUCUGGAAAAUAUACUGGGUAGGGGCCCUGGUUAGGCAUAGCUGUGUUAGAUACAGAUAGAAAUAAAAUAGUUAGAGUUUAAAAACCGGGCAGCACAAGAGUCUGUUGAGACUGCUACACUUGUGUUUGCGUGGGGUUUUCUCUGGGCGCUCCAGUUUCCCCCCAUAAACCCUAAACACUCAUGUCUGUGGAAGCUUCUGUCUGGGCCACACGAAGUUUAACAAAAGAACAUUAACAACUAGUUUUUAGAAAGGGACCUGCCUGUUAGCAAAAGAGAGUGGCCAUGUGUUAAAGAGGCCUAAAGUCAAGAUGUUUGGGUGACAUAGUAACCAAAAUCACCCCAAAAUCAAGACGUACCACAUUUCCCACGGCCGAACCGCUCGUUUGGGUGUAACGUGUGCGGAAGUCUGAGGACACGUGUUACGAACAUACACGUAAUUAUAAAUAAAAUGUACCCUCUCAGGCUCAAAAUAAGUUUUGAUAAAAGGACGAACAACUAAGUCCUUCAGGGGAACUUCUGAGUUAAAGACUGCUCAUGAAACACGCCUGUGGAGUAACCAGGUAGGUAGGUUUAACUGCUGCAAAUCUGCAACGCCUGCCUCCAGAGGGUUAAGGUGACCAUAUCAUUCUUUAGAAUCCAUUGAUUGAUUAGUUGAUUAUUUACAUAUGUAAUUCGUGAAUUAACUGGUAGGCCAAUUAAAGAGAAUUUUUUGCUGUUUUCUCACUAAUUACACAGUAAAUCGAAAUGCUUACAAAAGCAAUGGCGCCCCUCCCACUAGAGGUUUUAGCUGCAGGUCGAGCAGCAAAAGCAAAGAACAACUCUGAAUAGCAAACUUUGCAAAGCAAGAAUUUGAUCUACUUCACUAGGCUAGUAGAAACAGUAACGUGAGCCUGAUUGAGAUUCUAAAGGAUUCAUUUUGCAUCCCUGCAAAAACAAAAGUAAGUAAGUAAAAGUUUAUUUAUAGAGCACCUUUCGCAGAUAUAAAUCACAAAGCGCUGUACAACAUGAUAAAGAUCAGGGCAAAUACCUCUAACCAAUAAAAACAUCAGAAAAACAAUAGCAGUGAUAAAAUAGUAAAUAAAAUCAUGAGUAAAAAGAAAGUGAAGAAGUGAACCCGAACAAAGCCAUCUUUUAGAACAUUUAGGGAGGGAACGCCUGGAUGAAAAGGUGAGUUUUUAGAUGAUUUUUAAAGACCUCUACAGUGUUAGAGAGACGGAGAUUUGAAGGUAGACUGUUCCAAAGCCUGGGUGCAAUAGUCUGAAAGGCGCUGUCCCCUUUGAUUUUCAGUCUGGUUCGAGGAACAGCCAGGAGGUUUUCAGAUGUGGAUCUAAGGUUCCGAGAGGUGGUGUGUGGGGAUAAAAGCUCAGAUAGGUAGCUUGGAGCCUGGUUGUUAAGAGCACUAUAGGUCAGGACUAAAACUUUAAACUGAAUUCUA